AUUAUUUAUAAUCAAUUAAGCAAAAUGAAUGAGUUCUUUUGCAAUUAUAGCUUCUUCUGACUUAUGGUAUUAUAUGAUUUAUGGUAUGGUAUGAUUUAUAUAAAAAUUAAGGAUAUAUUUUUUACUAUUAUUGCUAUAUUCUCGAAAAAAAACAGAUCAAAUCACUGUUUAUAAUUAUUAAAACUACUGAAAAGGCUUAAUUAAAAAUAAAGGGAGUACAUUUUAUUGUGAAAGAAGAAUGCUCAUAAAAUUAUAUUGAUGUAUAUUAUUACAGGUCAUUAUACAGUUUUCUACCAGUACUCGGACUAGAAAUGUUAUAGGAAAAUUUAAAACCCUCGUCAGACAGAUUGUUGUUGGAGAUAAUUCCAGUAUUUCUAGAGCAGUUUUUAACUGUAAUGAUGAUUUAAAGUAAUGUGUUUUAAAGCAAGUUUGUACCAUGAACACACAGGAGGUAAAUGUAAUUUGCUCCAGAGAGUGUGAUUGGUCUUCAGUCCUAAGGAAAACUUCAAAAGAAGAUCUAGCAAAUUUCCGAUGGGAGAUGCUGCAACAAGAACUUCAGGACAAAGCUUCACACUUGUUGCAGUUCAUGAUGGCUGCUGUAAGCAAUCCCAGGCAGAAAUAUAACAUAAGAAAAACAAGCGAACAUAUAAUGCCUGCAGUCCUGGAUGCAACUGCAAAGCUCUUAAGUCUAUACAAUGACAACAUGAAUGCGAUAAGAAAGAUCAAAGGGAUCAUUCUGAAGAAAGCAGGACUAAAAAAGACUGGAUUUAUGCGUUUGGCAGCCCUGUACGACACCAUUACCUAUCCAUCUAUAAAUAGAACCUUAGAAGCCUUUGGUGAACAUUUCCAACAACCACUCCUUGGAUGGAAAAGGUCAGAAGAAGUAGCGUAUGAACAGGAGAAAGCUGGUUCUCCAAUAGAAGAAUCAUUACAGGAUGUUCCCUCUAAGGAAGAAUCCAAAAUGCCACCCGGUUAUUCAUUUACAGGUAAUUCCAUUAUUAUAAGAACAUUUAAGAAUAUAAAUAAGAUAAAUCUUUUAACAUGUUUAACAUUUAAAAAAGUUGUUUACAAUUUAAAAUUAUCUGAAAUUGAAAAUUACAUUGCUUAACAUAUUUAAAUUUUCCAAAAACUAAUAAAUUGUAUGGUUAUCAUACAUUUUUGUACUGUUAUUAAAAUGUUUAAUGUUAUUAAAAUGUAUAUUAUUUUUCCAUUGUGUUGGUAUUGAUCCUCAAUAUUUAUUUGUUUUUAAUAAGGUGACUGUGCCGGUAGCGGCCAGAGGACGAAAUUGCAACAAGGAAAAUACAGAAGCACAAUGUUGAAAUAAGAGUAUCGGAUAGCUUUAUUAUCGUUCUUGCCUGCUCGAUUGGUUGUUAGCUAUCCGAU
Messenger RNA from Anneissia japonica, 1383 nucleotides. RefSeq lists its product as uncharacterized. The coding region runs from base 437 to 1108 and encodes 223 amino acids. Lineage: Eukaryota; Metazoa; Echinodermata; Crinoidea; Comatulida; Comatulidae. The transcript is spliced from 3 exons. The record is from RefSeq and is a predicted model, not a curated record.